AUGGAGCAGGAGAUACGAAGCAGCGGGCCGGUCAGGGUGCAGAGCUCGCUGUGCUUCUCCGGCGCGCUCGUCGACGGCCCUCGGAUUCAGCAGCUGCUCCUCCACUGCGCCGCCGCGCUGGAGUCCAACGACGUGACGCUGGCGCAGCAGGCCAUGUGGGUGCUCAACAACAUCGCCUCCUCGCAGGGUGACCCCAACCAGCGGCUCACCUCGUCGCUGCUCCGCGGCCUCGUCGCGCGCGCCUGCCGGACGUGCGGCUCCCCUCGCGGCGCCGGGAGUAUGGCGGCGCCGCUGCUAGGACGACGGGCCAUGUCCGUCACGGAGCUGGCCGACUACGUGGACCUGACGCCCUGGCACCGAUUCGGCUUCACGGCCUCCAACGGCGCCAUCCUACGCGCCGUCACCGGCAGGGACGCCGUGCACGUCGUCGACCUCGGCGCCACGCGCUGCAUGCAGUGGCCCACGCUCAUCGACGCUCUGUCCAAGCGGCCCGGUGGCCCUCCGGCGCUCCGCAUCACCGUGCCGUCCGUCCGCCCCGCCGGGCCGCCACUGGUCGGCGUGUCCGACGAGGAGCUCGGCCUCCGGCUGGCCAACUUCGCCAAGUCCAAGGGCGUGCAGCUGGAGUUCAACGUCGUCGACAAUAAUAAUAAUAGUACGAACACGCCAUCUUCAGCUCCCGCAAAGCCGUUGACGCUUAGCCAGGAGCUCCUCGCCUCCGUCCUAUCCGACCCGCCGGCGCUGGGGCUAAGGGACGGCGAGGCGCUCGUGGUGAACUGCCAGAGCUGGCUCCGCCACGUCGCGCCGGGGUCGAGGGACGAGUUCCUGGACGCGGUCCGGGCGCUGGGCCCGUGCCUGGUCACCGUGACCGACGAGGACGCCGACCUGGACUCGCCGAGCCUGGCGGCGCGCAUCACCGGCUGCUUCAGCUUCCACUGGAUCCUCUUCGACGCGCUCGACACCUCCGCGCCCAGGGACAGCCCCAGGUGGCUGGAGCACGAGGCGGCCGUCGGCCAGAAGAUCGAGAGCGUCGUGGGCGCCGACGACGGCGAGCGGUCCGAGUCCGGCGCCAGGCUCGCGGACAGGAUGCGGCGGAGAGGGUUCGCCGUCGUGGGGUUCGGCGACGGCGAGGUGGAGGAGGUCCGGCAGCUGCUGAGCGAGCACGCCACCGGGUGGGGCGUGAAGCGGGAGGAGGACAUGCUGGUGCUCACGUGGAAGGGCCAUGCCGCCGUCUUCACCACUGCCUGGGCACCAAACUAA
Messenger RNA from Lolium rigidum, 1257 nucleotides. RefSeq names its product scarecrow-like protein 32. Bases 1 to 1257 code for a protein of 418 amino acids. Gene Ontology annotation, cellular component: nucleus. Gene Ontology annotation, biological process: regulation of DNA-templated transcription. Lineage: Eukaryota; Viridiplantae; Streptophyta; Magnoliopsida; Poales; Poaceae. Gene Ontology annotation, molecular function: DNA-binding transcription factor activity; sequence-specific DNA binding. The transcript has a single exon. The record is from RefSeq and is a predicted model, not a curated record.